AUGAUUGAAGUUGGACAAGCAUGGGUAUCAAGAAGUUGGUUCUUCCCUAUGUGCUGUGAGGGGAUUCAACAUGGUGAACGCAGACAGAUUUUGUUUAUGUUGGUUAUGGAUCUGGAGUCUAUUUCUGGUAUCCCUGCAUUUGCCCUAUAUUUGAUUUUGCAUUGUUUAGAAGUAUUUUCGGGUUAUUUAGCUGUGAAAGUGCCCCUUCCAAAAUUAUCAAAUGCAGAAUUUUACGAUGACUGGGCAGUUCAUAUGAGAGACCAACGUGUAGUUGAAAAAAUUACACGAUCAACAAAUUCUAAGUUUGAUGAUGUUGUUCCAGCUAUUGAAGAAGGGAAUGACAUAUCUCAAAUGUCCUUAGAAAGAUUAAUGGAUUCAUUGUCAUCACACGAACAACGAAUGAAAUAUAGCAACAAUAAUAUUAGUUCUAAUUCUGAGCAUGCUCUACAAAGUAGAGCACAUGUUACUAGAGGUGGAUAUAACAAUAGUCGCGGUCGUGGUCAUGGUCGAGGUCGCGGUCAAGGAAGAGGAGGAACUUAUUUUUCCUCUAAUAAAGAAAAAAACGGAGAAGAACGUCGAUCCAAGUCGCAAUGUCAUCAAGAUGAGCAAGCUAAUGUUGCUGAAGCAGAGCAACCAUUAGUUCUUGCAUUCAAGCAAGGAGCGGAGACUGAAGCAAACAAUAUUUGGUAUCUUGACACUGCUAGUAGUAACCAUAGGACAGGUCAAAAAGAUAUCUUUAGCUUCUUAGAUGAAUUAGUUCAAGGAGAAGUUAAUUUUGGGAAUAAAACAAAGGUCCCUGUGAAAGGUAAAGGUGAUAUUAGUAUUCAUUCUAAGGAUGGUACUAAUGUUACCAUUGUUGAUGUAUUUUAUGUUCCUGAUUUACAUUGGAACUUGUUAAGUUUGGGUCAACUGUCUGAGAAAGGACACAAGAUUGUAUUGGAAGAUGGAGCUUGCCAGAUCAAAGGCAAAAAUGAUAAGACUAUUGCAAGGGUGAAAAUGACAAAGAAUCGCAUGUUUCCUUUGUCUAUUCAUACUAAAUAUUUGAUGAACUUGCAAGCUAUGAUUAAGGAUAGCAACUGGAUAUGGCAUCUUCAUUUAAUUCGGUCAUUUAAAUUUUAA
Messenger RNA from Amaranthus tricolor (Joseph's coat), 1119 nucleotides. RefSeq lists its product as uncharacterized. The record is from RefSeq and is a predicted model, not a curated record. The transcript has 6 exons. Lineage: Eukaryota; Viridiplantae; Streptophyta; Magnoliopsida; Caryophyllales; Amaranthaceae. The coding region runs from base 1 to 1119 and encodes 372 amino acids.